Molecule: messenger RNA, 465 nt
Organism: Brugia malayi
Lineage: Eukaryota; Metazoa; Nematoda; Chromadorea; Rhabditida; Onchocercidae
Exons: 2
Coding region: 1-465 (154 amino acids)
Source: RefSeq, a predicted model, not a curated record
AUGUUUGGAAUACCUCUUUUGACAGUAUCACUUUCAUAUUUUUUCGUUGCAGAGGAACGCGUAGACGACGUACCGUUAUUACGAGAGGAAUCGGUGACACACCGAACACGUCAAACUCACUUUCCAACUCUUCAGCAGCAGCAACAGCAACAACAACAACAGAUAGCUCUCAGUUUUCCAUCACUCAACAACAGCGACAGCAUAGUAACACAACCAACAGCAGUCGUUUCAUCGAUUUGGCAUCUUCCAUCCGAUCAAGGGGUCAAAUUUCGAAGAAAUCGUCAAGUGACAUCAAAAAUGACUUCAAGACGUAAUGAUGUUCGAUUCCAUAGCAAUCCAGCGAUACCAGUAAGUGAGAUGACAACCAAUUAUUUAGCCAGUGAAUUACGACGUUCAAUGAUUAUUCCAGUGAGUGAACGUCGAAAGUUCUUUGAAACGAUCGCUGAAUACAGUCAUCCUUUCUAA